UGAGCUAGAGACACCUAGAAACCUGCCAGAUUAAAUUGUAUAUGCUCCGUAACAUUCUAGGAAAGUCUCUGCAGUAAAAUAGAACCGUGCAUUCACACCUGUUUGUGUCAGCCAGAACAUGUCUUUCAACCUGCAAUCAUCAAAGAAACUGUUCAUUUUCUUAGGAAAAUCACUGUUUACUCUUCUGGAGGCUAUGAUUUUUGCCUUACUCCCAAAGCAACAGAAGAACGUUGCUGGUGAAAUAGUCCUCAUCACAGGUGCUGGAAGUGGACUCGGAAGGCUCUUAGCUUUGCAGUUUGCCCGACGGGGAUCUGUGCUUGUUCUCUGGGAUGUCAAUAAGGAGGGGAAUGAGGAAACAUGUAAGAUGGCUCAGGAAGCUGGGGUCACAAGAGUGCACGCCUAUACUUGCGAUUGCAGCCAAAAGGAAGAAGUGUAUAGAGUAGCCGAUCAGGUUAAAAAAGAAGUCGGCGAUGUUUCCAUCCUAAUCAACAAUGCCGGAAUUGUAACAGGCAAAAAUUUCCUUGACUGUCCAGAUGAGCUUAUGGAAAAGUCAUUUGAUGUGAAUUUCAAAGCACAUUUAUGGACUUAUAAAGCCUUUCUACCUGCUAUGAUUGCUAAUGACCAUGGACAUUUGGUUUGCAUUUCAAGUUCAGCUGGAUUAGUUGGAGUAAAUGGGCUGGCAGAUUAUUGUGCAAGUAAAUUUGCAGCCUUUGGGCUUGCUGAAUCUGUAUUUGUAGAAACAUUUGUCCAAAAUCAAAAGGGGAUCAAAACCACAAUUGUGUGCCCCUUUUUUAUAAAAACUGGAAUGUUUGAAGGUUGUACUACAGCUUGUCCUUCUCUGUUGCCAAUUCUGGAACCAGAAUAUGCCGCGGAAAAAAUAGUAGAAGCUAUUCUACAAGAAAAAAUGUACUUCUAUAUGCCAAAGUUUUUAUACUUCAUGAUGUUUCUUAAAAGCUUUUUGCCCCUCAAGACAGUACUGCUUAUAGGUGACUAUCUUGACAUCUUUCAUGCAAUGGAUGGCUUUCUUGAACGAAAGAAGAAGCUCUAAAGACCAACUUUAUGGCUGAGGUCAUCUGAUACACAAUGUUACAUAAUGUGUACUUCAAUGAAGAAAAGUAUUUUUGUCUGACAGUGGAAUAUAGCUGGAGACCACAAGUACCACUCCUGUUCUAUUAUCUGGACUAGAAUUUUCAACCAAUGCAUUUGAAAAUAAUGUUGCUAUCACCUAUUUGGUUGAGUUUUGGUUUUUUCUUUUGCUAUUUGUUUUCCAAAAAUAAAGACAGCCCAUUUUUGUCAUUUCCAUUUACCGCAGAUGUAAGAAAGUGAUAAGCCAUGGCCACAAGCUGCCCUGAGCUUUUUGGUCGUUGGGGAGGUGGCUCAAAUGGAGCUGGUGGCUGUGGUUAACCUGCAUUGGGGAGCAGGGCUGAGGGGCAAAGAGGACAUGUGGGUAUCCAGUCAGAAUGCCCUCUCUCCAGAGGACACACAGCUCUGGAUUCCCACCUCCUUGCUCUCCGCUCUGGCCUUUUUGAACCUGUACCACCUAAUGUAGAAAAGCCCCGCCUCAAAUGCCCUUCUUUCCAAAACAGCUACACAAAUACUUAUCUCUGAAUGCCCUCCUGGAUACCCAGACUGAGUGCCAGUCUGGCUAAAGGCCCAUCCAGCACCAUUGUCCCCAAGAGCCUUACUGGGCAUUCCCUGAACCCCCCUCAUAGGCGGUGAUCCUAGACCAAACUCUUAAAUCGAAUCACUUUUGUUUCCUAGAAGACAUCAAAGAGUGGUUGCUUCUUAUUUUGAAGAUGAAAUUCUACCAAGUUAGGUUUUUUGCUAUCUAUUGAUCCAAAAAAUAUAUUCAUGCAAUUAAUUUUAAGUGUUUAACUUAGUGUUUCAAGUUGGGAUUCAGGUUGAGGCAUUUUCCUGCAGAAUGGGCAAUUUUAUGCAUUUACAUUCAUCAGUGCUGCCCUCACUUCGGAUCUAUUGUAUUCUUACAGUUUAAUCAACUGGCAAAGUGCUUUCAUGCUUUGGAGAUUAACUACAAAAGCAAGAUUAAGAAAAAUAUGUUAAUUACCAUAUCCCUGGAACUCCUUCUCAGGCUGGCGGGGGCAGCCUUGCAAGAGAAACAGCAGCCUUUGUCACUUCCCUCUUGUGGGGAGUAAGGAAGGGAUGAGCGGUACCUUGGGAGACCCUGUAAAAGUCUAAAGAAUUGCGAAUUUGACUAUCUUGGGGGUAAAAUGCUGUCAUGGGGCAGUGAUCUCAGGGAGUGUAAACUGUGGAAUCCACUGUGGUCUGAUUUACCUUGAGUGGCCUCCACAAACAUGACAGCUCUGUCCUGUAUUUCCUUUCCAUUCAGAAAGCCUAAAAAAAAAAAAAAAACUUGUUUUAUGAUAAUACUAUAACAAUCAUAACUCACCAUUUACUGUGUCUGGCAGCAAAUUAAGUAUUUGACAAACGUUAUUUCAUUAAACAAGACUGUCAAUCAUUACUCAAAGAAUGAUGAAGGUAUUUGGUGUAUGCCAAAGAAUAAAGGCGUUUUAUUUCACA
Messenger RNA from Macaca mulatta (Rhesus monkey), 2538 nucleotides. RefSeq names its product short chain dehydrogenase/reductase family 16C member 5 (gene SDR16C5). Lineage: Eukaryota; Metazoa; Chordata; Mammalia; Primates; Cercopithecidae. Gene Ontology annotation, biological process: retinal metabolic process; retinol metabolic process. Gene Ontology annotation, cellular component: lipid droplet. The record is from RefSeq and is a predicted model, not a curated record. Gene Ontology annotation, molecular function: all-trans-retinol dehydrogenase (NAD+) activity.